AUGCUAACAAAAAACUUUUCCGGUGCUCUUCAAUUAACUGAUUUAGAUGAUUUUAUUGGUCCAUCUCAGCAAUGUAUAAUACCUAUGCAAACAAAACUUGCCGAUAAUACCGAUGAUGGUCUUAUUAAAUUACGUACAAAAAAAUCUAAUAAAAUCGAAGAAGAAUCAACACCAAAAGUCGCUAAAAUAACAUUGAAUGAUUGUUUAGCAUGUAGUGGAUGUAUUACAUCGGCUGAAAGUAUUCUAAUUGAUCAACAAGAUUAUCAUGAAGCACAACGUGUACUUCAACUUAAUCAAUCACUUGAUCAAAAUGAUCCCAAUCGAAAAAUAACUGUUAUUUCAAUUUCUCCACAAAGUCUUUCAUCACUUGCUGUUAAAUAUAAACUCGAUGGAUUAACAUGUGCACGACGAAUAACAUCAUUUUUAAAAACAAAAUUAAAAAUUGAUUAUGUUUAUGAUAUAUCAUAUGCACGAAAUUUUUCUUUAAUUGAAAUGAAAAAUGAAUUUAUUACACGAUAUCAAAAUAAUCAUCAAAAUUUACCAUUACUUACAUCCGAAUGUCCAGGUUGGAUUUGUUAUGCUGAAAAAACUCAAGGAGAAUAUAUCAUUCCGCAUAUAAGUCGAGUAAAAUCACCACAACAAAUUCUUGGUUCACUUAUAAAAAAAGAUAAAAAUAAAAAUAUUUAUCAUAUAUCAAUUCAACCAUGUUAUGAUAAAAAACUUGAAGCAUCAAGACAAGAUUUUUAUGAUGAACAACGACAACAAUAUGAUGUUGAUUGUGUUAUAUCAACCGGUGAAUUUGAUAAAUGGCUUACUGAAGAACAGUUUGAUCCUCAAUCGAAUUCUGAUCUUGAUUAUGAUGAACCAUAUUGUAUGAAGGAUGAAAAUGGUCAAAUGAUUCUUACACAUCGUGGUAGUGGUUCAGGUGGUUAUCUUGAUUAUAUAUUUCGUUCUGCUGCUAAAGAAUUAUUCAAUGUUGAUUUAGAUGAUGGACCAUUAGAAUUUAAAGUUACUAAAAAUCAAGAUUUUCGUGAAACUAUUUUAACCAUCGAUGGACAAGUUCGACUUCGUUUUGCUUAUGCCUAUGGUUUUCGAAAUAUUCAAAAUAUAGUUCAAAAACUUAAACGAAAUAAAUGUGAUUAUGAUUUUGUUGAAAUUAUGGCAUGUCCAUCUGGUUGUGUCAAUGGUGGUGGACAAAUACGUAGUACUGAUGUUAAUCUUGAUGAUGUUCGACAUAUAUAUGAAACAUUACCUCAUCUUAAUCAACCGUUAAAUUUGAGAAUAGAUGAAGAAAAUCAUAUUUCAUUAUUUACUGAAUAUCGACCUAUUGAAAAAAAUAUUUCAAAUACUUUUAAUUUAAAAUGGUAA
Molecule: messenger RNA, 1368 nt
Organism: Rotaria sordida
Lineage: Eukaryota; Metazoa; Rotifera; Eurotatoria; Philodinida; Philodinidae
Source: the annotation of a GenBank genome assembly